AUGGAGAAAGAGACCGGCGUUACGCGCGACCCCGUCCAGGGCGUCCAGGGACUCGCCGUUACCGACGAUGUCAACGCGAUCGAGGCUCCCGUCACCUGGAAGGCCUACCUGAUCUGCGCCUUUGCCUCCUUCGGAGGUAUCUUCUUCGGUUAUGACUCCGGUUACAUCAACGGUGUCUUGGGUUCCAAAAUCUUCAUUGAGGCCGUUGAGGGCACAGCCGCCGACGCAGUCAGCGAUUCCCACCAAUCUCUCAUCGUCUCUAUUCUGUCCUGCGGUACCUUCUUCGGCGCCCUCAUCGCUGGUGACUUGGCCGACAUGAUGGGCCGCAAGUGGACUGUCAUUCUCGGCUGCCUCAUUUACAUGAUCGGUGUGAUAAUCCAGAUGGUCACCAGCCCCAGCUCUGCUCUGGGCCCCAUCGUUGCUGGUCGUCUCAUCGCCGGUAUUGGUGUGGGUUUCGAGUCAGCCGUCGUCAUCUUGUACAUGUCUGAGAUCUCUCCCAAGAAGGUUCGUGGUGCUCUCGUCUCUGGCUACCAGUUCUGCAUUACCAUUGGUCUGCUCCUGGCUGCCUGCAUCGUCUACGCCACCCAGGACCGUCCGGACACUGGCUCCUACCGCAUUCCCAUCGCCAUCCAGUUCCCCUGGGCUCUCAUCCUUGGCGGCGGUCUGAUGCUCUUCCCCGACUCCCCUAGAUACUUCGUCAAGAAGGGCAGAAUUGCCGAUGCCGCUCGCUCUCUCUCGAAACUUCGUGGCCAGCCUGAGAACUCCGAGUACAUCCAGGUCGAGCUUGCCGAGAUCGUCGCCAACGAGGAGUAUGAGCGCCAGCUCGUCCCCAACACCACCUGGUUCGGCACCUGGGCCAACUGCUUCAAGGGAUCUGUCUUCAAGGCCAACUCCAACUUGCGCAAGACCAUCCUUGGUACUUCUCUCCAGAUGAUGCAGCAGUGGACCGGUGUCAACUUCAUCUUCUACUACUCGACCCCCUUCCUCCAGUCCACCGGUGCCAUUGACAACACCUUCCUGAUCUCCCUUAUUUUCACCCUCGUCAACGUCUGCUCUACCCCUCUGUCCUUCUGGACAGUCGAGAGAUUUGGUCGCCGCACGAUUCUCCUCUAUGGUGCCGGUGGCAUGUUGAUCUGCCAGUUCCUCGUCGCCAUCAUCGGUGUCACUGUUGGUUUCAACCACACUCACCCCGAUCCUGCCGAUGCUACCAAGAGCAUCGCCGACAACAUUUCUGCUGUCAACGCCCAGAUCGCCUUCAUCGCCAUCUUCAUCUUCUUUUUCGCUUCCACUUGGGGUCCUGGUGCCUGGGUUCUUAUUGGAGAGAUCUUCCCCCUGCCCAUGCGCUCCCGUGGUGUUGCCCUCUCCACCGCCUCUAACUGGCUGUGGAACACCAUCAUUGCUGUCAUCACUCCUUACAUGGUUGGUGAGCACCGCGGCAACCUCAAGUCGUCCGUCUUCUUCGUCUGGGGCGGUCUGUGCACCUGCGCAUUCGUCUACACCUUCUUCCUGGUCCCCGAGACCAAGGGCCUGUCCCUGGAGCAGGUUGACAAGAUGAUGGAGGAAACUGUUCCUCGUACCUCGGCCAAGUGGAAGCCUCAUGAAACCUUUGCCUCCCAGGUUGCCCGUAACGGCGUCUUGGACAAGGUUACCGUCGACAAUGUCGAGCGUCGCGCUUCCAACGUCUAA
This is a messenger RNA of Colletotrichum spaethianum, 1686 nucleotides long. Its product is annotated as major facilitator-type transporter ecdD. Lineage: Eukaryota; Fungi; Ascomycota; Sordariomycetes; Glomerellales; Glomerellaceae. The record is from RefSeq and is a predicted model, not a curated record. Gene Ontology annotation, molecular function: carbohydrate:proton symporter activity. The transcript has 2 exons. Bases 1 to 1686 code for a protein of 561 amino acids. Gene Ontology annotation, biological process: carbohydrate transport; transmembrane transport. Gene Ontology annotation, cellular component: membrane.